Aspergillus steynii IBT 23096 is the source of this 2260-nucleotide messenger RNA. Its product is annotated as MATE family efflux transporter. NCBI's taxonomy places the organism in Eukaryota, Fungi, Ascomycota, Eurotiomycetes, Eurotiales, Aspergillaceae. Gene Ontology annotation, cellular component: membrane. Gene Ontology annotation, biological process: xenobiotic detoxification by transmembrane export across the plasma membrane. Gene Ontology annotation, molecular function: antiporter activity; xenobiotic transmembrane transporter activity. Bases 265 to 2145 code for a protein of 626 amino acids. The record is from RefSeq and is a predicted model, not a curated record. The transcript is spliced from 2 exons.
GACCAAGCUAAUUCUAAAAGCCCGUUAGUUCGUCCCCGCUUCGCGUUUCCUUGUCUGCUUACUUUUUCCUUCCAGCCUCUUUUCUUUCUCUCUCUUUCUCUCUUGCGAGGAAAGAAUCUCCGAGUCUGUCCCGCUGCCUCGUGUUCGACUCAUAUGAGAGUCAUGCGGGGGUUUAGUGGCCGGUUGAAACAUCUCUACUAAUUUCACUUACUUUCUCAUUGAUUGAUUCAUUGACCCAUUUCCCCGACACAAUCCAUUGCCGUCAUGGUCGGGGCCAAGAAUGCGCGUUCGCUCAGCGCAACAGAGCACCAAGCAAUGCAGGGCCAGUUUCGGUCGAGCUCCCCUCUCGCGGAAACGGCAAUUGCUCGGGACUUGGAGAGUUACGCCGACGACGAAAGUUCCGUGCUCGCUACCGACGACGAUGCGUCUGAGACGUCGACGAUCCGCGCGAUGAACAGCCAGCCCGGCACGAACCCUCAUUCCCUGGCCGGCUCGUACCAGCGCCCGAGCUACUUUACCACUGUCUCCCAUGCGACGGUGGUCCCUCACCGUGCAGAUCAUGAGGGACUGACGCGGAGGGAGCGCGAACAAGCCAUCGAGGACGAGCGGGACCUCCUCAGCGACAAUAAUGUCAUGAGCGCUGCUGGUCGGCGGAAAGAGCGGCGGAGCCAGGACUCCGGGAGACCGGCGGAAACGACGUCUUUACUCGGCGCUCGCCGGGCGAGCUCGCAUUCGAAUGUUGAGGACCCUGACGAGAUCGAUCGCAAGUGGGAGGAGGCGGUCAUGGCGGGGCUGAUUCACACGACAUGGAAACGGGAGGCGCAGGUCAUUGGGAAGAAUGCCGCGCCUUUGGUGGUUACGUUCCUCUUGCAGUACUCUUUGACGGUGGCUAGUAUCUUCACGCUGGGUCAUCUCGGCAAGAAAGAGCUGGGCGCGGUCAGUUUGGCCAGUAUGACGGCGAAUAUCACCGGGUAUGCGGUCUACCAGGGUCUCGCGACCAGCUUGGACACGCUGUGCGCUCAAGCUUACGGCUCCGGGCGGAAGAAGCUCGUGGGGCUGCAGAUGCAGAAAAUGGUCUUUUUCCUCUGGGUCAUCUCCGUGCCGAUUGCCGUCCUGUGGUUCUUUGCAGACAAAGUCCUAAUUCGGAUUGUGCCUGAAAGAGAGGUCGCAGAGUUGGCGGGGCUCUACUUGAAGGUGGUCGUACUGGGUGCUCCGGGAUAUGCCUGCUUUGAGAGUGGCAAGCGUUACGUGCAGGCGCAGGGGCUGUUCUCUGCGUCCUUGUAUGUCUUGCUGGUCUGCGCCCCUCUUAAUGCGUUCAUGAACUGGUUGUUCGUUUGGAAAUUUAACUGGGGGUUUGUUGGUGCUCCGAUCGCAGUGGCCAUCACGGACAAUCUCAUGCCCAUCUUCCUCUUUUUCUACGUAUAUUUUGUUGCCGGUGGCGAGUGCUGGAAUGGGUUUACUUCCAGAGCCUUGCGCAACUGGGGCCCGAUGAUCCGACUCGCUCUGCCCGGUCUGAUCAUGGUCGAAGCCGAAUGCCUUGCCUUUGAGAUCCUGACCCUGGCAUCGUCAUACCUCGGCACAACUCCUCUGGCCGCGCAAUCGAUCCUGUCCACGAUCUCCAGCAUUACCUUCCAGAUCCCAUUCCCCCUCUCGAUCUCCGGCAGCACGCGAGUCGCCAACCUGAUCGGAGCGACGCUGGUCGGCGCCGCCAAAACCUCCGCCAAGGUGACCAUGGUCGGAGCCGUGAUCGUCGGCCUGCUCAACAUGCUCCUCCUGUCCUCCCUCCGCGACUACAUCCCUCGACUCUUCACCUCCGACGACGAAGUCGUCGAGCUCGUCGCCCAAGUCCUCCCUCUCUGCGCCGCCUUCCAGCUCUUCGACGCCCUCGCCGCCAACUGCAACGGCAUCCUGCGUGGCAUCGGCCGCCAGGAAAUCGGCGGCUACGUCCAGCUCUUCUGCUACUAUGCCAUCGCCAUGCCGAUUAGUUUCGGCACCACGUUCGCCCUGGGCUGGGAUCUUUUCGGUCUCUGGUCGGGUGUUGCGAUUGCCCUGUUCUUGGUGUCCGUGAUUGAAGCGGUUUUCCUGCGCCAUACAAACUGGGAUCGGUCUGUUGAGGACGCCAUGCAGCGGAAUGCUUUGACAUAGAAAUUUUCCGGUUUGCGUAAAUAUAUAUUUGGUUGUCUAUAGCUUCAUGAACAUUUUUCUGUCCGAUUUAGUACCAGCCCCUUGUCGCUUUUUACUUAUGUAGACCUUAGCGCGC